Neocloeon triangulifer is the source of this 3020-nucleotide messenger RNA. RefSeq lists its product as uncharacterized. The record is from RefSeq and is a predicted model, not a curated record. Bases 423 to 1619 code for a protein of 398 amino acids. The transcript is spliced from 4 exons. NCBI's taxonomy places the organism in Eukaryota, Metazoa, Arthropoda, Insecta, Ephemeroptera, Baetidae. Gene Ontology annotation, molecular function: NAD+ poly-ADP-ribosyltransferase activity.
UUAAUAUUUGCCUUAUUGUAAAAUUAUUUAUAACUUUUAUUUUUUAUUAAUUGAUUUUUAAUAUUUUACAAAGAUAUAAUUAUGUCUAAGACCAAGGCUGGUUUCAUUGAUUGUGAAACAUGUAAAAAGUACAUUGUUCAAUGGUGAUGAACUCAUGAUUUACAAUAUCACGCCGCUUUAAGAUGACGUAAAAAUCACAUGCUCUGCAGUUACUGGCUUGAAUUAGACUUUCUUUCGCGAGUCCGCGAGUGUCGCGAAAAAAGUCGAGCACAGCCAAUACCAUUUAAUUACGAUCCACCUCAUAAUCAAGUGGGACUUUUACCAAAAGUCAAAGUCUUUGGUGAUAAAACAGCAAGCUCAGCGCUGCUUGCAUCAAGUGUAUUCUCAUCCAUCGCACUGUCCAUUUCACUCGUCUCGCAAAAAUGAGUCUGCCUAAUAGCAACGGCUGUGUGCCGGUACCACCGCCAUCACCUCCACCUUCACCAACACCGGCGCCCUCUUAUCUCGGCAAUGCGUCCGGCGGUCCAUCGAGACCUUCGAUCACCACCAGCCCUGUGGGAACGCACGAAGAUAAUUUCAAAACCCUGAUCAAGAAGACCAACGAUGAGGUGAAAAAAGACACAAAUUCGUGCGUCAAAGGCAUCCGAGUACAACGGAUGAACCGAAUCUUGAACACCGCCCACUGGCACAACUAUUCCAACUCCAAAUCGGAAGUGGCCAGCCAAUGUUCGGGAAGGGCUCGAGAAAUGCACCUUUUCCUCACGUCGCCUCACAUGGAUGAUAUUGUGAACGGAGGUUUGGAUUUUCAUCGAGAUGCCAAACAGGGAAACUUUGGAAAUGGCUUGUACCUUACGGAAAGUGUCAUUAACGCUAGUCGAUUUUCAUUUCCUUCAAAAUUUGGAUGUGACUCUCAUAAAAAUCCAAAAUGCGAGACGUGUGUGCGAAAAAUGCUGGUCUGCCGCGCUGUAGUAGGAAAGUCCUUCUCAACGAGAAACCCGACCACCCUUCCUCAGGGCUUCCAUUCGGUACAAGGGAUGAAAAACGGCAAACCGGCGCCAAUUUAUGUGAUUUUCAACCCCAAUCAGGUGAUUCCUGCCUUUUAUGUUGAGUUCACCACCAAUUUUGGAGGAGGUGGAAGAGCCAGCAAUAAUAAUAAUUACAGCACACAAAGCACUCAAAGCCAAAGGGGUGGUUCUGGUUCUGCACACAUUCCAAGCAACAGAGGUGGGGGUUACCAGCAACAGUGGCAAAGCGGUGCCAGAGCUGCAACAAACGGCAGAAAUGGUUCUUCCACUGGUUCCAGGGGCUACAACCCAAGGGGCAGUGGCCGAGGCGGCCACCAGGGCCAAGGACGCUCUUCAGGUGGAGGUGCGCGCGGAAGGAACACUUCAAAUUCGGGAAACACCUUUGCCGACAUUGCCAGUCAAGUUGCCUCAACUGUCUUGCCAAUGGUCACGGGAAAUGCCCCGCCAAGGAUUAAUGGUCAAAUCGGCAACGCCAACGUCAGUAUGGGCCUUGGGACAAAUGCAGCAGGCCGGCCAGCCUUUGAUUUCGGUUUGAAUGGAGGCUCCUGCCCUGGUUCCCCAAGUUAUGGUCUCAACUUUAGCCUCGGACUGUAAAAAAAUCAACAAAAUCUUAUAAAUGAUCCUCUAUUUUAAUUUGAUUGCUCUUUAUUAAUUUCAAAUUUAGUUAUUUUUAGAAAGAGGGAAAAAAGUUAUCACUUAUUAUACUAUGUUAAAAGCUGUUAAGAGAGAGGACUCAUAAGAUUUGAUCCAAUUUGAUCAAUGUUUACCUGAAUAGUUUUUGUAUUAGGAACAAAAUUAAAAAAUUGGAAAAUUUGUGAUAAAAUUUAAAAAUCCGCUGUAUAAUUAUCAUAGCUUGCUAUGAGCAAGAAUGUUUGAACUUAAAUUUGUCCAUUUUCAUUUUGUGUUCAUUACUCAGGCGCGCGAGCUUGCUAAUUACCGGCUGCAGAUCGACUUUUUUAAACAAAGCAAUCUUUAUUAUGCAAAAAUUGGCCUGGACGUGCAUUAUGCAGACGCACAAUGAGGAACAAAGGUGUGCGCUUUGGUUAUCAGAGAGCGCGCUAAUUGUUUUAUGCACCGAAAGCAAACGGGAGGCGGCAGCUGCGAGAUGCAUAAACCUUAUUAGCACAUAAAAGGGCGCUCUUUAAUGCUCUCGGUGCCCACUGCAUUGCCUGCAUUCUCUGAGCCAUCACACGGCUCUUUUGUUGCGACGUUAAUUACGCGCGUUCAAACAGAAAUGUAUAUUGAAAAUUCAUUUUUAUAGAGUAAUGGCUAUUUUUCUCCUGUGUUCAUAAUUUAAAAUCCAUGAAGAUUAAUUUAAGCUUUAACUCUUUAGUUCGUAAAUAAAUCAAGUUGUUUUUAUUUUAUCAUGCUGAUCUUUCCUCCACAUUUAAAACCAAAGGUGUGAGGUGUAAAUCCAGCUCAACUAGCCGGUAUGAAAAAUGAAUUAAGUAGAAUAGUUCCAUUUCCAAAGGAUGUAACUUUUUUGUCACAUAGUUUUAUAAAAUUGAAGAAAACAUGAUUUAUAUGCCUGUGGAUAGUAGUUGUGAAAGUUAAUUAAAUUUAGAUUAUUAAUUUGCUAAAUUUAUUUUGUAUUUUUAAUGUAUUAUGAGUUACAAUUUUUUUUUUAAUUAAUUACAUUGUCAAAAAAUGGCAUUGAAAUAAACCGAUUUAUUUGAGUUAUUAUACGAAUCUACGAAAAUUUAAAGAUAUGGCAAUUAUUGUUCUCUAAAAGGUGCCAAAAAAAUUAAGAACAAUUUUGAAACUAUUUGUAUGAAUAAAAUAUUGUUACAUACAAUUAUUAUAUUAUGAUUUAUUAUUUUGUUCUAACUAGUUGGAAAUUGUGUUUAUUAAACAAUCACAAAGGAAAUUGCUUCCCAUAACAGGAAUAACAGGAUACAUCUUUUAUACAUAAUACAAAAAUUAAACAAAUUUAUCUAAUACCUUGUUACAUCAACAGUGUCAAAAUAAAUAUAAUUUUAAUAAAACUGAGUCUUU